AUGGGCGACUAUACACCAGAUACCGAGACUGUCCACGUACCUACUUCGUCGGAAAAGCAGCUCGACAGCACCCCCGCGGAGCUGUCGAGUGGAGUCUUGUACCACCAGCUUCGCAGGGAGCCCCUCAACAUCGUCGGUGGCAAGGGAAGCUACCUUGUGACUAGUACCGGGCUCGAGAUACUGGAUGCUACCUGUGGUGCAGCUGUUUCUUGCCUGGGCCAUAGCGAUGAACGAGUCCACGAAGCUAUCAUGGAUCAGCUGAAGAAGAUACCAUACUGUUAUUCUCUGUACUUCACAAACAGCGCCGCCGAAGACCUGUCCAGGCUUUUGGUUGACUCGACCGGAGGGAAGAUGUCUCGCGCCUUCAUCGUGAGCUCAGGAACCGAGGCAGUUGAAGCAGCCGUCAAGAUGUCGAUUCAGUAUUUCACAGAGCUUACUGUGCCACAACCUCAGCGAGUCAAAAUCAUCUCACGACAGUCAUCCUACCACGGGAACACACUUGGGUCUCUUGCCGUCGGACACCAUGCUUCUCGAAGAAGGAUCUAUGAGAGCCUCUUGUCCAAGAACAUGAGUCAUGUUCCACAAUGCUAUCCCUAUCGGGGAAUGAAGCCUCAAGAAACCACCGAGGAGUAUGUGGCGAGACUAGCACAGGAACUGGAAGACGAAUUCCAGAGAGUGGGCCCCAAUACCGUUGCCGCUUUCGUGGCAGAGACGAUGCCCGGUGCUACACUCGGAUGUGUUCCACCACUCCCUGGCUACCUCAAAGCACUCAAGGCAGUCUGUGAGCGACACGGCGCACUUUUCAUCCUGGAUGAAGUGAUGUCCGGCAUGGGGCGUACUGGCACCCUCCACGCAUGGGAGCAAGAAGACGUCGUUCCUGACCUUCAGACAAUUGCCAAGGGACUGGGCGCCGGCUAUGCCCCCAUCGCCGGUCUCCUCAUCAACAAGCACGUGGUCGAUACUCUGAGCAAGGGAACGGGGGCAUUCGUCCACAGUCAAACAUACCAAGGACAUCCAGUCGCCUGUGCUGCUGCCUACAGGGUACAGCAAAUUAUCCAAGAAGACAACCUGCUCCCCAAUGUUCGAGAAAUGGGUGCUUAUCUCGGCGAGCUUCUCCAUGAACACCUCGACAAUCACCCUCACGUGGGCGAUAUCCGCGGUAGAGGUUUGUUCUGGGCUAUGGAGUUCGUUCAAGACAAACAAACCAAGGAGUCUUAUCCGCCUUCCAAAGCCCUAUCUUGGACUUUGCACGCAACCGGUCUCAAGCCCGAACAUGCGAUUUCUCUGAUGCCUGGGAGUGGUGGAGCUGAUGGUGUCAACGGUGAUCAUAUCAUUCUGGCACCCCCUUAUAAUACUACAAGGGAUGAGGUUCGACUGAUGGUUGAUCGGACGGUUCGCGUCAUUCAAGAAGUUCUGGGUGAGUGA
This is a messenger RNA of Penicillium brevicompactum, 1425 nucleotides long. RefSeq lists its product as uncharacterized. Gene Ontology annotation, molecular function: pyridoxal phosphate binding; transaminase activity. NCBI's taxonomy places the organism in Eukaryota, Fungi, Ascomycota, Eurotiomycetes, Eurotiales, Aspergillaceae. Gene Ontology annotation, cellular component: cytosol. The record is from RefSeq and is a predicted model, not a curated record. The transcript has 4 exons. Bases 1 to 1425 code for a protein of 474 amino acids.